Molecule: messenger RNA, 1409 nt
Organism: Talaromyces proteolyticus
Lineage: Eukaryota; Fungi; Ascomycota; Eurotiomycetes; Eurotiales; Trichocomaceae
Exons: 3
Coding region: 437-1018 (193 amino acids)
Molecular function (GO): protein binding
Source: RefSeq, a predicted model, not a curated record
CACAACUGUUUUGUAUAGCGCUAAAGUCCCUGUUGUGUAUCUCUUUUUAUGUCCUAUUGAUAUCGGUGAACAUAAAGAGAACUAAAAAUAUCAGCUAAAAUCGUGCGAUAUAUUUUUUUAUUUGGGUAUCAACUCCACACAGUAGCAAAUGGCAGCCUCCAGAUGUCAAUAGCCUGGUCUUCGUUAUUCAUGGCAUCAGUUCUGUAGCCUUUGGGAAUAUCGAUUCAAGGCGUAUUUCUCGAUCGCCGGGCCUCUGCAUCGAUGAUAAUCUCAUGUCGAUUCUGAUCCACGAGAAAUCUUAGCCCGGCCAGGCUGUUACAUAACGAUAGGCAACAGUGUUCUGCCUGUAUACGCACUGAGAGCUUUUUAUUGAUAAAGAGACCGCCGUCUGGAUGUCAGGAUACUAUAAAUAAUAACUACUAGUGAUAUACGGACAAUGGAUGGAGUGCAUGAACAAAUCGAAAAUAUGUCAGAAAGUGGCAUGACAGAUACAUCACUUCCUGUGUCAAAUUCGACGUACCUCAUGGAUCUUCCCACAGAGCUUCAUUUACACAUCGCAUCGUUUCUCUCGUACCCAGAUGCCCUCGCUUUAAAACAUGCUAAUCGCCAUUUCUACUCCUUUGUCUAUACAGGUGUACAUCUGAAGGUUGACUGGCUGGUCGAACGAUUUGAGCACAAGCUUGAAUGCCCCAUGGAAAAGUGUUCCUUUCGCACCGACGAGGCAUUUUGUAAUCGGCGAAUCAGGAGGAUUAUGGAGAGACGAAGACGGCAUCUUGAGUGUAAACCAGGCGCACGGGGCUGUUUUGUGAUCGAGGGAGGAAGUUGUAAGAAGGACGUUGUGCCAAUUUGGCUAAAGAAGGAGCUGAGAUACUGGAAAGGGUGGAAGUAUGAGGUUUUGAUAUUCGGCUUACUGUUCCUGUUCUGGACCUUGGUCUGGGAUGCUGUUGGCAGAACUCUCUUCAACCAACAUCCAACCAGCCUGUCGCUGCUGGCUCCAUUGUAUUCACGACAGCUGUGAAACCAGUUCUUGGUGCUAGAACAAUGCAGAGGCAGCCUGUUUGUGUCUUUUUAUUUAUAUCCAUUGAGUGGGUGAAAUACGACCAACUAAGUAUGUAUUUAUGAAAAGCAUGUCAACGUGGUGGUUUCGAAGGCGAACUCGAGGGUGGUGCGUUUUAUGUUUUGUUUUUCCAAUGUCUCGGAUGCAGGUGAUGUCUUACUAUUGCAAGCGUUGAAGUCGAAAUCUUUCUGUUCUCGCAACGCCUCAAGUGCUAGUCAUGGAAUAAUUGUGCAUAUCUCAUGUUUAUAUGAGAACGAAAUGGGCUGGUCCCGGUACUUUCAGGAUUCAUAUUCAACAAAUUGGACGAUCCAACUGUCAUAAUCUAUCAGAUUCCAACAAAACCGAUUUGAAU